AUGGCUUCAUCGGAUGAGAAGGUGGUAGAAGAAAAAGCGUCGAUGAUUUCAAGCCUGUUGGGUAAAGCAAAAGGCUAUUUCGCGGAGAAGCUAACGAAUAUUCCGACACCGGAAGCCACCGUGGACGACGUCGAUUUCAAAGGAGUUACACGUGAAGGAGUUGAUUAUCAUGCAAAGAUCUCCGUCAAGAAUCCUUAUUCUCAAUCGAUUCCUAUUUGUCAGAUCUCUUACAUCCUCAAGAGUGACACAAGGGCGAUAGCAUCGGGCACGAUACCGGACCCGGGUUCGUUGGUUGGAAACGGCACGACGGUUCUGGAUGUACCGGUAAAAGUGGCGUAUAGCAUAGCGGUUAGUCUGAUGAAAGACAUGUGUUUGGAUUGGGACAUUGACUAUCAACUCGACAUUGGACUAACCAUCGACCUUCCUGUUGUUGGUGAUAUCACCAUUCCUAUAUCUACUCAGGGUGAGAUCAAGCUCCCUUCCCUUCGCGACUUCUUUUAA
Molecule: messenger RNA, 501 nt
Organism: Arabis nemorensis
Lineage: Eukaryota; Viridiplantae; Streptophyta; Magnoliopsida; Brassicales; Brassicaceae
Source: the annotation of a GenBank genome assembly